Messenger RNA from Medioppia subpectinata, 2931 nucleotides. NCBI's taxonomy places the organism in Eukaryota, Metazoa, Arthropoda, Arachnida, Sarcoptiformes, Oppiidae. The record is from the annotation of a GenBank genome assembly.
GGUCAACGCCCGGAACCGCUACCGAAGGCCAAGCGGUACGUGUGUAGAGAUCACGGAAAAAGUUUCGCCAACCGGUAUGAGUUCAAUGAGCACCAGUACAUCGUUCACGGCCUGACACAUCCAUACCUGUGUGAAUACGAUGGUUACCGACAUGACAUGCGGUGCAACAAACAGUACGACCGGGAGUUUGAUUACGUGCGCCAUCAGCGCCGCCAACACUCCAUACGCGUUCACUACGAGUGCGAGUACAGCGGGUGUGACCAGUAUUUUGAUCACAGGUCGGCCAUCAAAGAGCACAUCACCAAAAUGCACGGCAAACAGCGGCCGUUUGUCUGCGAUCGGACCGACUGUGGCCAGAGUUUCGGCCGCGAGACGCAACUCUACGCCCAUAAACUUCGGGUCCAUUCCGAACCUAUUGUCGACCAAUCGGUGCCUAAACCAAAAAUAUGUCAAUACGAAUGCGAUUAUAAGAACUGCUUUGGAAUGUUUGCCACCGAAGAGAUACUGCAAAAACAUAAGAAGUCUGUCCAUCAAAAUCACGAUCAGUUGUCAUCGGCUCAAGAAAUGCCCGCCGUUUCCAUUGAUAGCACUACAUCUCAAGUACUUCCAGGCCUUUCCAAUGAUAGUGCUGUGUCUCAAACAGUGCUCACUGGCCUGUCAUCCAUCUCAUCGGUAGACACACAGCAUAGCGUUAUUUGUAAUACGGAUCGGGAAUUGCGGACACAUUUGAAGACAACGCGCGCCGACUCUUCGGGCCAUACCGUGACCUACAGUGAGAAGCGAUACAAAUGCGACAAAUGUUCGCAAACCUAUCGUCGCGACUGUCAGCUCAAACGGCACCAGAAGUCACGGCACGGCGUGCGGGAGCCAUACCGGUGCUCGCGUGACGGGUGUGACCGCCGGUACGCAAAACAGUCGCUAUUGGAAGCGCACAAACUGGCCAAACACCGGACGGAUAUGCUUUACCGGUGCCGAUACGGUCAGUGCGAAUGUGGGUUUGAGUCCGAGCGCCAGCUGAACCAACACCGGCGCAUAGAGCACGCCAUACACUACCCGUACCGGUGCUUACGGGACCCGUGCGAUAGCGGCGCUCCCGGCGGGUAUUCUACUUACGAUAUGCUACGCGAGCAUGAGUUGGCCGCGUACUACACUUAUCGUUGCGAUUAUAGUGGCUGCGAUCGGGCGUACGACACACGCCAGAUGCUAUUCGAGCACCGGACUCGGUGUAGGUAUGAGCCCAAUAGCCGUCACUCUCGCACCCCCUCUGUGGGCGAUUCCCCCUCUACCUCCCGGUCGCGCAGGUCUAUGGAUAGGACUGAUCGCGAUUUGGACGCCCAUAAGUACUCGUCUCAUAAACGGUCCGUAACGCCCGAUAGUCACCAACGGGUCAGCAGCACCGGUAGCCCAGCGGUGGCCACUUCGACCUCGAUGUACACCAAACCCAAAAACGACUAUACCACCGCUAUAUCGCCGGUAAAUGACAUACCGGUGAACAACGAUAACGACAUACGGAUACCCGACUACACGACCGGCACUUUCCUUAACGACUUACCGGUGUUGACCACCGAAACGGCGGCGGAUCCGUUGCCCGUACAGCCUGUGUCCGACCCCAUAGACCCACUGUCCAUAACUACUACUGAGAGUUGUGAAUGUCUGACCGCUUAUAACGCUAUUAGCUAUGAGCGUCCAAUAAGUGAUGGACAAAACGUGUGCCCCGAAUGCGACAAAUCAUUCAUUAAGCUCAAAGGCCUGAACGACCACCGGCGCGCCGUCCACUCUGUGCAGCCGACGUACUUGUGCUCAGACGACGGGUGCGGCCAAACGUUUUACACUCAACGGCAGCUUAAGAGCCAUAUUCGUGAACACAAGUCGCCCAACAUGUGUCACGUGUGCCACAAGUGGUUACGGCGACCGCUGGCUCUGGCGCUACACAAUCACGCCCUACACGGCCUGCCAUUGCCCCACCCGUGCGAUUAUGACGGAUGCGACAAACAAUGUGUCACGAAAGCACAGUUAAUUUGGCACAAAUAUCACUUCAAUCACUUUACGGCCAACGAUUACGAUAUGCGGCCAAACCCUACGCCCACAGCCAUAGCCCCGCCGAUGACCACGGCUUCAGUCCAAUUGGCUGAUGACGAUAACUUUUGGCUAAUGGCGAUGACUAUUGGCUCACUAUUAUUAUCGCCGGCGACAACCACUACCGCUGUUGAGACUACCGGCGCAGUCGACACGAGGGCUGUCCAACAAUUUCCCGCUCGCCGGGUCGGACAGAGUCCGCGAACGGUUCCGCCGCCGCCGACAACAGCGGCAACGACUUCGAUGGCCACAACUGCCGACUCGUACGUGACUUUAGCGCCCAGAGUCGGACAGCGAUGUCGAGAUCGGGGCCGAGACUACUUCUCAGCCGACGGGCGUCGCGCCAAUUGGCCGGCAGUCAAUUGGAUCACCGCCGGUGGAGGCCGUCGUUGUGGGCAAUGGUUUGUGGCAAUUACAUCGGUUACCGCCCAUAACCACAGCCGUAGACACUGGCAUACGGGCGCUGGCGAUGGCACAGAUCGUACCCAAUGGGGAGAGACGGCUGUCCGUGGCGUCGGCCGACACCAGCCCUACGAUAUAUUACAUCGGUUACCGCCCAUAACCACAGCCGUAGACACUGGCAUACGGGCGCUGGCGAUGGCACAGAUCGUACCCAAUGGGGAGAGACGGCUGUCCGUGGCGUCGGCCGACACCAGCCCUACGAUAACACCGGUUCCCUCCGAUAUGGAAAUCGAUUCGGACAUCGAUGACAGCAGUGAUUUGUUAGACCCGCCCGACGGCGGCGAUUUCAUUGAUAGCACUACAUCUCAAGUACUUCCAGACUUUUGCAGUUAUAACUCUGCGAGUCUAGUGAUGGAGGCACAAGCCACAGAGAACCCAUUGCGAUUGUCUGGA